AGAGGAGACCGGGAGGAGGGGAGAAGGGACUCCAAGCUCCAAGUCCAUGCAUCUUGAGGCCUCCCCGGCCCCGGAGCCCCCCCGGUGGAGCCGGCCCGGGCUGUGCCUCCCCAAAAUAUGACCAGGGGUGCCUGGAUGUGUCGGCAUUAUGACGACCGCUUGAAGCUCUGGUUGGCUGCGCCCCGGGAGAACGAGAAGCCGUUCAUCGACUCGGAGCGGGCUCAGAAAUGGCGACUCUCGCUGGCGUCCCUCUUGUUUUUCACGGUCCUGCUGUCUGAUCACUUGUGGUUCUGUGCCGAGGCCAAGCUGACCCGGGCCCGGGACAAGGAGCAGCAGCAGCAGCACCAGCAGCAGCAGCAGCAACAGCAGCACCGGCAGCAGCAGCACCACCACCAGCAGCAGCAGCACCGGCAGCAGCAGCAGCACCGGCAGCAGCAGCAGCAGCAGCAGCAACAGCAGCAGCCCGGGCAGCCGGAACCCUCGUGGCCCGCGCUUCUGGCGGGGAUGGAGGGGGCGUCCGCGCCCGGCGCCCCGGCGGCAGCGGCGGCACACAGACUCCUCUCCGCCGCCGCCGCCUCCUCCUCCUCCUCCUCCUCCUCAUCCCCCACCCUGCCCCCCUCCCCCGGAGGCGGCGGCGGCGGCAAGGGCAACCGAGGCAAGAGCACCCGCCGGAGCCAGGCCGGGUUCCCGGGGAACUCGGCCAAGCCCGUGUGGCGCCUGGAGUCGUGCUACCCGCCGGGCAGCUCGGGCCAGUGCUUCACCGUGGACAGCGCGGACUCCGUGUGCGCCCGGAACUGGAGCCGGGGCCCGGCGGGUGCGGGCCGGGCGCAGCCGCCGCCGCCCCCCGGCUGGAACCUGUCGGAUUUUUACCUCUCCUUUUGUAAUUCCUACACACUCUGGGAGUUGUUCUCCGGGCUGUCCAGCCCCAACACCUUGAACUGCAGCCUGGACGUGGCGCUCACCGAGGGCGGGGAGACCACCGCCUGCCGGCAGUGCGUCCAGGCGUACCAAGACUACGACCACCACGCUCAGGAGAAGUACGAGGAGUUCGAAAGCGUGCUGCACAAGUACUUGCAGUCGGACGAGUACUCGGUCAAGUCCUGCCCUGAGGACUGUAAGAUUGUCUACAAAGCCUGGCUCUGUUCCCAGUAUUUUGAAGUCACACAGUUUAACUGCAGAAAGACAAUUCCUUGCAAGCAAUACUGUUUGGAGGUCCAGACGAGGUGUCCGUUUAUAUUGCCCGAUAAUGACGAAGUCAUCUACGGAGGCCUCUCCAGCUUCAUCUGCACAGGGCUCUAUGAACCCUUCUUCACCAAUGCUGAACCCGAAUGCUGUGACGUCAGGAGAGAGGAGCAGCCCAGCCACCCGCGCAGAGCGGCCGCAGGCCGGAGAGACUCGUGUCACAGGACCUCGCUCACGGUGUCCUCGGCCACGAGACUGUGCCAUGGCAGACUCAGACUGUACGUCCUGGUCCUCAUCCUGCUGCACUCCGUGCUCACCGCCUCUGUGGCACUCAACACCACAGGCCUCGGCAUGGGAGGUCUACCCACACUGGAAGAAAACCCGGCCAACGAGGACUGA
Dipodomys ordii (Ord's kangaroo rat) is the source of this 1581-nucleotide messenger RNA. It is a transcript of the gene Nalf1, whose product is annotated as family with sequence similarity 155, member A. The record is from RefSeq and is a predicted model, not a curated record. Gene Ontology annotation, cellular component: plasma membrane. NCBI's taxonomy places the organism in Eukaryota, Metazoa, Chordata, Mammalia, Rodentia, Heteromyidae. Gene Ontology annotation, biological process: calcium ion import across plasma membrane. The coding region runs from base 118 to 1581 and encodes 487 amino acids. Gene Ontology annotation, molecular function: stretch-activated, monoatomic cation-selective, calcium channel activity. The transcript is spliced from 3 exons.